UCAAUACGCGGCGGCGAGUUCAGACGGCGCGACUACAGGGAUGGAAACCACGGCUCACAGCCCGCUGAACAACUCUGGCCUGUGUUGCAGCCCCGGUUCAUGCCUCUGUGCCAAAGGCUGGUCGACCGCGGUGUGGAAUGGCCUCCCAGACCGGGCCGUGAGCCUCAGCCCCAGGGCCUCCUGCUUCAGCCCCGAGCCCUGGCUCCUGCCCGGGUGCAGCUAUGUCUACGACAGCCUGGUCAGCAGUUCCUCUCCAAACCGCUCCACCCCAACCAGGGCCAUUCCUCAUGAGGGAACCUGGACGGGCAAACCUCGAAGGUCAUCGAUCCUAGAACGCUGCAUUCUCAAAGUGUCAACCAGCAAUGUGGCUGUUGGAACAGAUGACCUGGAUAAUAGCAGAAAGCCCCAGGUUGCCUGCUGGUAUGGCCGCUCCCUGGACCCCGCCAACCAGGAGACCAACACGGCGGUCCUGAAGAGACGGCAGAAACAGAUCCAGUACGGCAAGAACACCACUGGCUACCAGAACUACCUCCAGCAGAUCCCAAAGCACCUCAGAGACCCCAAGGUCCAUCCCUCCACCCCCAACAAGUACAAAAAGUAUAGCCGGCGCUCCUGGGACAUGCAGGUGCGUCUGUGGAGACGGGCGCUGCACAUGUGGGACCCCCCCUCCGAGGGCCUGACGGAGGGCUCCGAGAAACGGGACCCAGUGGAUCAGCUGCAGUGCCAGCUGGAGAAGAUGACUGCACAGCUCUGCGAGGAUGAGGAGAAGAAGCACAUGGUGAGAGAGGAGACUCCACCGGCCUCCGAGACCUCCUCGCUGUCUCCUCUCUCGAUGACCGGCCUCGGGGACCUGAACUGCCCCCCCCAGCAUCCCCAGAUGUACCUGGUGCCUGAGAGGACCUCCAAGCAGCCUCGCUCUCCACCUGGCCUGAACUACUCCUUCACCAGCCAGCGGACCACCAACGAGAACAUGAUGGGGUGGCUGCGCUUCCUCCUGGAAGGGGGGCACGUUCAUGAUCUUUCCCCUGAUGACCAGCAGGUCCCUGUGGCCACUGAUCACCUGUCGUGGGUGCCAUACUGAUCAUUAUGCGAUGUUCCAAGGUCUUAUCCACAAGACUUGCUUUGUUGGCUGGUUUUUGAUGAAGGUCAGUGGGCUGAAUUCCAACUCUGCUAAAACGCUCAUCAGACACUGAAGACGGUGGCACAAGGAACUCUGGAUCCUUGGCUUCCAUCAAGAAAACUAGCUGUCACUCUCUACUUUUGGAUCUUUAUUGUUUCUGAACCUCGUGCAUGAGGCUGUGUAAUGUGCAGUCUCUCGCCUGUUUUUUUUAUUUCACAUACAUUGGGUUGUCUUUUAAGAUGGCUGUGAUGCGUUUAAUGCUAAAAGUCGAUUCACGGAUGAUGAGAACAUGGGACAGCAUUGUCAGUCAUCAUAUUGGCGUCAUGACAGUCACCACUUAGGCAAGCUCCCUCCACUUGUAGACUUGUGAUGCCAUUUUAUAGUUCUGACCUCUGACCUCGAGGUGGAAAUUUACCGGUUGGCCUUGAAAGCAUCUGUAGGCUGAACAGUUGGGGAUUAUAGUAUUGAGAGGACUACCUCCGUAUGCAGAGGUCUGCACUUAACUUUUUAGUUUGUCACUACCCUCACACUCUUAAGCUUACUUGGGUGCCUAGGUUUCUGUUGUCUGCUUUUCACCAGAAUAAUUGUUUGUGUGCACUUAUUCUUUGACAUAAUGACACUUUGACUGAUGCCUUGUACUCUAUGAUAUAAUCAAUAUUUUCACUUCGUUGUUUGGACAUUUCUUAAUGCUCCGGGUUCCCUCAGCUGCUUUCUUGAAAGAAAGACGUGACACUGGGAAUGGCUGUCUUUGUGUUGUACGUUUUACUUUUUUUUGUUCCUCGAUGUCAUUUUGUGCAGCUUGAAUAUUGAGACUGUUAUGGAAAUAUUUAAAAGGAUAAAAACUAAUAAAGAUGGAAACGUGUUACAAAUCCAAA
Messenger RNA from Gadus morhua (Atlantic cod), 1995 nucleotides. RefSeq names its product stem-loop binding protein 2 (gene slbp2). The coding region runs from base 41 to 1081 and encodes 346 amino acids. Gene Ontology annotation, cellular component: cytoplasm; histone pre-mRNA 3'end processing complex. Gene Ontology annotation, molecular function: histone pre-mRNA stem-loop binding; mRNA binding. Gene Ontology annotation, biological process: mRNA transport; mRNA 3'-end processing by stem-loop binding and cleavage. NCBI's taxonomy places the organism in Eukaryota, Metazoa, Chordata, Actinopteri, Gadiformes, Gadidae. The record is from RefSeq and is a predicted model, not a curated record. The transcript is spliced from 9 exons.